CAUAACGUGCGUCAGCUCGGGCAGGAAGCGCAUCCUUACGAGUGUCAACCCCAUUUCAUGCUGCUUCUUUUCGCACAGGACACAAACACGCACACGGCAUCGGGAACCGAAGACGCAUCAUCGGCUGCGGCGAGGUGACGUGACGUUCCACGGAUGUUUGUGUCUGUCUGGCGGCCACAUUGCACCGCUGGAAUCCUCCGGUAGUGUCAAGACGGAUGUUGUCAUCCACGCUGCCAUUCCUCCAGACGAUGCUGAGGGUGAUGAUGGUGAUGGUGAUGCUGAGGAAGAGGACGGCGUGCAGGAAAUAGGUUCCUCCAUGACUCGAUGUGCCUCGAUCCCGUUCUAAAGUUGUGACCCAGCGCCUACUGGACCCCUCUUCAUCCGGUACCGACACCUCCGAAAGGAUGUGACUAAAGGAUCUCUUGGCUCUCACGGCUGCUAUGGACGUCCUCUGAUACCAGAUCGUGCUGGCUUCCUUUUGGAUGUAGACGAUGGUGUUGUUUCUGGCCGGAGUCUCCAACAGUUCUUCUCAUGACAACCACACGGCAGGAAGCCCCUCCCAUCAGGGCGGGCAUGUGCUGCCCUCCACGCUGAUCUUGUCUCUGGUCCUCAUCGUGGUGGUCCUGCUGGCCAUCUACUGCCUCAGGUUCAAGAACCACAGGAAGGCUCUGGUGAAGUCGGUGGAUAAAAAGCUUCCGAAUGGCUUCCUGGAGGAACAAGGAGAGCAGAGAGUGGUCCUCCUGCCCAGGUCGCCCUCGCCCUCCAAGAGGUACUUCCCCAUCCCCUUGGACUCGCUGGAGGAGGAGUACCGCCUGCGCUCGGCCGACGACGGCAAGCUCUUCCGCGAGGAGUUCAACUCGCUGCCGUGUUACCACCCCCACGGCACCGUGGAGGAGGCCAGCAAGGAGCACAACAGGGACAAGAACAGAUACCCCAACAUCUUGCCAUACGACCAUUCCAGGGUGCUGCUCGGCAGCCAUAUCGGACGCCCGUGCUCGGACUACAUCAACGCCUCUUACAUCGACGGCUUCAAGCAGAAGAAGAAAUUCAUCGCAGCUCAAGGUCCAAAGCUGGAGACGGUGGCCGACUUCUGGCGGAUGAUUUGGGAGCAGAAGACCGCCACCAUUGUGAUGCUGACCAAUCUGAAAGAAAGAAAAGAGGAUAAGUGUUAUCAGUACUGGCCGGAGAAAGGCUGCCGGCUGCACGGCAACAUGCGAGUGACCACGGAGGACGUGACCGUGCUGGUGGACUACACCCUCCGCAAGUUCUGCGUGCAAUACCAAGGCAGCGAUGGACCCCGCGCCCCAUGCCGGGUCACCCAGCUCCACUUUACCAGCUGGCCAGACUUCGGGGUGCCCUUCUCGCCCAUUGGCAUGCUGAAAUUCCUCAAGAAGGUCAAGGCGGUCAACCCGCCGUACGCCGGGCCCAUGGUGGUGCACUGCAGCGCCGGCGUGGGAAGGACGGGCACGUUCAUUGUCAUUGACAGCAUGAUGGACAUGAUGCAGGCGGACCAGAGGCUGGACGUCUUCGGCUUCGUGAGCAGAAUACGGGAGCAGCGCUGUCAGCUCAUCCAGACCGAUACGCAGUACUCCUUCAUCUACCAGGCCCUGCUGGAGCACUUCCUGUACGGCGACACCGAGCUGGACGUGUGCUCCCUGGAGGGCCAUCUGCAGAGGCUCCACAACACCCGGGCCGCCCACGACAGACUGGGCCUGGAGGAGGAGUUCCGGAAGCUGACUAACGUCCGCAUAAUGAAGGAGAACAUGAGAACGGGGAACCUUCCGGCCAACAUGAAGAAGAACCGCGUGCUUCAGAUCAUCCCGUACGACUUCAACCGAGUAAUACUGUCAGUGAAAAGAGGUCAGGAGUUCACCGACUACAUCAAUGCCUCCUUUAUUGACGGCUACAGACAGAAGGACUACUUCAUGGCCACCCAGGCCCCGCUGUGUCACACGGCCGAGGACUUCUGGAGGAUGGCGUGGGAGUGGAGGUGUCGCUCCAUCGUCAUGCUGACUGAGCUGAAGGAGCGGGAGCAGGACAAGUGCUUCCAGUACUGGCCAUCAGAGGGCAGUGUGACAUUUGGAGACUACACCGUGGAGCUGAGUGGGGACUCGCAGGGUGAAGCCUUCUCUCUCAAAGACUUGGUGCUCACCCACAGAUCUGAGAGGCGCUCGCAACACGUCCGUCAUUUCCACUUCCACGGAUGGCCUGAGAUCGGAAUACCGUCGGAGGGCCGAGGGAUGAUUGACAUCAUCGCGGCGGUGCAGCGGCAGCAGCAGCAGUCUGGAAACCGUCCCGUCGUCGUUCACUGCAGUGCCGGCGCGGGUCGGACGGGCACCUUCAUCGCCCUCAGUAACAUCCUGGAGAGGGUGAAGGCCGAAGGCCUCCUGGACGUCUUCCAGACCGUCAAGAGUUUACGCAUGCAGAGGCCGCAUAUGGUCCAGACCGUGGAGCAGUACGACUUCUGCUACCGAGUGGUGCAGGAUUUUGUGGACAUCUUCUCCGACUACGCCAACUUUAAGUAGCGCUCGACCUCCGUCAGAUUAUGCAACUGUUGUUUUGGAAUGUAUGUUUUUAUAAGGUAACUGUCAGGUUCAAACACUGAUGACAUCUAUUAAACAAGACAAGAGGCAAAGAAUUUAACAGAGACAGAAUUCAAUUUGGACUCAAUUGAGGAGAAACGCCUGGACACACUGUACUCUUGUACCAGUCUCCAGCACGCUCCCCCAAAAGAUUGCACUUCUCCUUCUUUAUUCGACUUUCUCCGACCACCUGACCACCGCUUCCACUUCCAGAGGGAAGUGGGUCGUAAACAGCGUUGCCUUUGUUUACAGAAUAGUUCAAAAGAAGAGGUCGUUUACCUACUCAGUGGCCUACUGGUUAGAGUGUCCGCCCUGAGAUGGGUAGGUUGUGAGUUCAAACCCCGGCCGAGUCAUACCACUAUAAAAAUGGCACCCAUUACCUCCCUGCUUGGCACUCAGCAUCAAUGGCUGGAAUUGGGGGUUAAAUCACCAAAAAUGAUUCCCGGGCGCGGCCACCGCUGCUGCCCACUGCUCCCCUCACCUCCCAGGGGGUGAUCAAGGGUGAUGGGUCAAAUGCAGAGAAUAAUUUCGCCACACGUAGUGUGUGUGUGACAAUCAUUGGUACUUUAACUUUAAAAUAGUUCAAAAAGAGGUCGUCUGGAAAUUGGGCAGAUCCUUGGUUCUCUCCGUUUUGAAGUCCUUGGGUUAGAACAAUAUCGUUCUGUUGAUUACCAUACAUGAGAGAAAACAGGAACACCUUUAUCUUGCUUCCCCCCGCCCCCUACACAGUGGAGUUUUACGAGCCUUACUCUUGGUAGGUUUCAAAGACAGCUUUUGUCUUCUUGUCAGGAACUCAAUGUAAUACAAAGUUUUUGUGAUAAUUUAGAAACAAUUAUUCUAACAGUAACACUUUUUACAUUUUGCAUAAAAAAACAUAUUGUAAUAUAAGCAAGCAUUUAGGAUUAAAUUAUCCAAUUUUUUUUUUCAGUUUUACUUGAAAAUAUUGAAUAGCUUUACCCGUGCAAAACAGGACGGAGUGAAUGUCUGCGAACAUAUUUGCAAUUGUUUACAUGCUUGAGUGGUGUUACGUCUGACCAACUCUUCCUCCCCAGAGAAUCUAAGUUACUGGUCAAUCCCUAGUUCUUUCGAUAACAUAUAUGCUGAGUAAGAAGGACCAUCAAGACAGAAUUGGAAUAUUUUCAAGUUUUACUAAAGCUUUACGAGAUCAACUUAACUAAUACAUUCAUAUCGGCGACUCUAGUUGAUCUGACAUCCAAACGGAAAAGCCAACUCCUUGCACACAAAGAAAGCCCCCCUCUCUCCCCCUUGCAACACUGAUAAGGAACAAGUGGGGGAGGUAUUCACAUUCCUGAUGGUUUAAGACACUAAACCAUACUUGCCAACCUUCCCGGUUUUACCGGGAGACUCCCGGAAUUCAGCGCCUCUCCCGAUAACCUCCCGGAAGACAUUUUCUCCCGAUAAACUCCCGGAA
Molecule: messenger RNA, 4014 nt
Organism: Entelurus aequoreus (snake pipefish)
Lineage: Eukaryota; Metazoa; Chordata; Actinopteri; Syngnathiformes; Syngnathidae
Product: receptor-type tyrosine-protein phosphatase epsilon-like
Exons: 22
Coding region: 492-2525 (677 amino acids)
Biological process (GO): protein dephosphorylation
Molecular function (GO): protein tyrosine phosphatase activity
Source: RefSeq, a predicted model, not a curated record